CAGUGUGGAAGGACAAGUUCAGGUCUGUGCGAUGUUUGUACCACCACUUAAGACGAGAGUUAAGAUUGCUGCUGAGGAAUGGAUCCCCUGGACCAAAUUUACACUCGGAGAGAAUGGAGUCAUUAAGAUCACUGGACCCAUGGGCAACCUGCUGGACAUUUUUGCUGAGAAAAUGAACUUUGAAUACGAGUUGGUUCGUCCGCCAGACUCUCUGUGGGGCAUCAGACUGGCCGACGGGUCCUGGAACGGUAUGAUGGGUCAAGUGCACAGGAACGAGGUGGAGUUCGCUCUUGGACCCUUCGCUGUAACUCCUCAGAGGGAAGAAGCGAUUGACUUCUCUUUGGCUGUUCACACUGACAACCAGGCGAUUAUUAUGAUCAGGCCCGGUCUCCAGAACGAUAUCUCGGGCUUCCUCAAGCCUUUCGCUUUGGAGGUGUGGUUGUUGAUCAUUUUAAGUGUGUUGAGCAUCGUCAUGACUCUGGUGUUUGUGGUGGUGGUUGAGGGACGAAUCUUGGGCUUCAGCACCUGGAGGGUAGUCUCCAAGGUCUUCAUGUGGAUGCUGCAGACUCUGCUCCAGCAGAAUCCGAGGUGGACACCAAAACAAGAUGGCGCCCGUCUCAUAGUGACCACGUGGGUUCUGGCUUCUAUAGUCUUCAUAUCCUGCUACAGUGGCAUCCUCACGGCCAUGCUGACGGUGCCUCGGGUCACCAUCCCCGUAGACUCCCUGGAAGACCUGGUGACCCAGACUCACCUGCCCUGGAGGCUGGAAUCGGGUGCUAUGAUGCUUACGUAUCUUCAGGAGUCCGAAGAUAAGGUGCGCCGGAAGGCUUUCAUUGGGAUGUCCGGGACCAUUCCAGACUGCUGGUCUGGGCGACAGGCAAUCGCCAGAGGAAAGUUCGCUGCCAUCUGUGACGAGACCUCCAUGAAGAAGGCCAUAUCGUGGGAUUUCAGCACGAGCGGCCAGUGUCACCUUUACAUUGCCCGAGAGAGAGUUUACUCCAACUUGAUGAUGUGUUUAGCCUUCAAGGUCAACUCUUCUUACCUCGUGAGGGCAAACAAAAUUAUUGAGAUGCUGCGAGACACAGGAGUGCUGGCCAAGUGGCUGGGGAAUGAGAUCACUAACACCUGCCAGUGUCUCCGGCCCCCGACCUCUGACCGCAGAAUUAGCAUGCAGCCGCUCAGCAUCGACUCCUUCCUCGGGCCCCUGAUCCUCCUGUUUGGUGGUUUGUCAGUGGCUCUUCAUAUCUUUGUUGGUGAGCACCUCAUUCACCUCUGCUGGUCCAGGACCCCGCCACUCCUCUCGUGAAGCGUCUCUUCUGCUCUACCUCAUUCUUGAAGAAGUUACAUAAAUGGAACAAUCAAUCGUUGCCUGAAACGCUGUCCGUAUUAGUGGCUUUAGGCAUUGUAUGUACUGGCCUUUUCAAGAACUCCAACAUUAUGUU
This is a messenger RNA of Procambarus clarkii (red swamp crayfish), 1442 nucleotides long. Its product is annotated as glutamate receptor-like. NCBI's taxonomy places the organism in Eukaryota, Metazoa, Arthropoda, Malacostraca, Decapoda, Cambaridae. Gene Ontology annotation, cellular component: membrane. Gene Ontology annotation, molecular function: ligand-gated monoatomic ion channel activity. The record is from RefSeq and is a predicted model, not a curated record.